Zymoseptoria tritici IPO323 is the source of this 752-nucleotide messenger RNA. RefSeq lists its product as uncharacterized. Lineage: Eukaryota; Fungi; Ascomycota; Dothideomycetes; Mycosphaerellales; Mycosphaerellaceae. Gene Ontology annotation, biological process: protein stabilization; negative regulation of apoptotic process. Bases 1 to 396 code for a protein of 131 amino acids. The record is from RefSeq and is a predicted model, not a curated record. The transcript has 2 exons.
AUGGCCGAGCCGCAACCAUCGAACGUGACUGAAGGAGCAGACCCACCGGAUGUCAUCCCCGCUACGGCCGAAGACCGCAAAGCGGCACAAGCAAUGUCGUCGUUGGACGCAAAGGGCGACGAUAAUGCCGCUCCCAAGAAAGAGGUGGAUUUGAAGGCGUUGGAAAAAGCAAUGAAGGACUUUGAGAUCAAUCAGAAACCGAAGACAUCGUCAACAGGAGGAACGGCGGUCAAGAAGGAGGAAGCACCAAAGAAGAUUGUGAAGGUGGACCCGGCCGAUGUGGCAUUACUGAUUGAUCAGCUGGAUCUGAACAAGGCGAAGGCUACUGAGCUUCUUCGCGAGCAUGAUGCCGAUGUGCUGAAGGCCAUGAGGACGUGGGUUUCGAGUGCUGUCUAACACCUCGACGAUUCAUUUCGACAUUGCGUGAUCUAUCGCAUGUCGCUUUACCUGGGCGACCUACCAUGAUGGGCGAGUGUCAACCAGGUGCAACGCUAGGCGUCCUUCCGCAAGGUCGACAACGGAAGGACAGCCGGAGAGCCAUUGUGCGGCACCACACGAGACACACCUCAAGGAGGAUUUUAAACGACGUCCGACCGACUAGUACUCAGCCCGGGAUAGUUCGCCAACGGAAUAGAACAUGCCGACACGAUCCUGGGGGACGAGUUUCGGUGAAUAAUGUCAAUAAUUGUGUGACGAAGAACCCAGCUGAAUACAGCCCUGCACGAAGGAGCAUACACCCUAUACGAAAGAAC